GUCGGGGGUUCGGGAGGCGAUUAAAUUAAAUAUAAAAUAUAAAUUAUAUUCCCCCUACAAAACACACAAUUUACCACUACAGAUGUAGCUGUAUGAAAGAAAUACGGAACGAAGAGAAAAUAAUAAUUAUUUGAAUAAAUAAAGUGUAGCCAGUUCGGAUUCUAUCAAACAAACACAAGCAAAACACAUGAUUCUGAAAAGAAACGCGUCUUUGGUAAUAGAUUGGAGAAGGAUAGACAAUGUUGCGCUCAGAUACAAGCGAAGAGUGUACUUGGAAGAGGCUGGCGGUGGCCAGGGUGACGGAGGAUGGAAUAGUAGUAGUGACUGUUUAGCGGGUGUACGGGCAUUGUGUACAUUAAGCGCGGCAUACGAUUCCAAAAGUAUUACUAAAUUUCGUUCCACUAUGGCUUUGGGUCUCUCGUUUCUGCUUUCAGGCAGGCAUGGUUUUGUUGUUACAUCUAUCUUUAUCUGAGAUAAGAACUAAACCCUGGGGAAGACUGUAUACUGAAGAGAAGACAAUGUGGAAUAUAACCUUAGUCUUACACACAUGAAAACUAAAAGUGUUUACCAGUGCCUCCUGUUUUGUUGCGUACCAGGAUCCUUUCACAUGUGUUUAUCCUAACCAAAGCGAAGAGGACUAGAAUGAAGAAUACGAAAUCGAUGGAACGUUAAAGAAGCCAGCAAAGAGAUUAGGGGCUGAUUCACGAGUUGCAGAUCUAACGGACUUAACCUAAGAAAACGGCGAAGAGUUAUGAAUAAAAGUUAGCAAACCGCUUCCAUACUAUCGAUUGCUCAUAAGCUACAGAUGCAUUGCGCGAACAAAGUGAAGUGUCCUUUUAUCGUCUAUCUCUCUCGCACACCCGUUUGUCAGUUUCAAAUUUAAAACGUUAUCUCCGGUGCUCGCGCAACAAAAUCUAUACAACUAUCUAAAGAUAUCGUCUUUUAACAGUGUAUACGGAUAUCCCUCACAAAGCAAAGAGAAUAGAAUGCACUAAGAAAUCGCAAUAAGAUAGUAAUGUGCUCCUGGUUGCGCGUUUGUGUUAGUUGAAUCAAGAUUUCACGCACACAGCAGUAACGACGGCGGAGAGACCACGAUGGGGGUUUUCGACUGAUUCCAAACAAGAGGGAGAGCCGAAAGCGUACUACGAACAUACAUAUAUAAUAUAUAAACAAAAAUGAUACGCCGCUAAUUGCACAGUCAAACAGUUAAAGCAAAAUAAUUGGCCCCAAUUUUGAAAAAAAAAUCAUGUCAGAAUAUGAAGUUUUGUACGAGUUGAAAUAAUGUUGUAAAUAGCAUGCAAGAAACAUUGGACAGAGUGAAUAAUGUAUCUAAUCAUAAAUUUCACAUGAUUACUAUUGGCUGUGUAAAAGUUUGAUUAAAAAAUAUAACCUGGUACGGACUGGGUAGGGGAAUUGUCUCUCCUUGAAUGGGAAAUCGAUACCAUGUUGGGAAAAUAGCGAUCACAAAAAAAAUUUGAAUGAGAGACAAUAAUUGUUUAAUUGGUGUGAAUAACUGCAGUUGUAAAUUGUAAAAUAUAAGUUAAUAAUUGAUAUAUAAGAUCACUGCAACUUAUAAGAGGUUAAGGUUAACAGGGCGUUAUACAAUGUAAAUAGCGCAGGACUUUCUGCUGUAAACAUUACCGACCUUCUGUGCAAAUUCAUUGUCUUCUAUUCCGUUCUUCAUUUGAAUAUUCAACUUCCUUUUCUUUGGUGUAAAAUAUCUCAGAUACUUCCAGCAUUUGAUUCGUAUAUCUUCCUUGGCUGUUAAAAAUUUGGUGAAUUUAUUUAAUAAGUUCAACCAUGAGAAACACUAAAUCUAGCUCUGCUUCUAGGAAGCGAAAACGUUCUGCUCUAGGCAGCGAUGCUGCAUCAUCAAAAAGGCCGCGUAUGGAUGAUGAGGAGGUUAAACUAGCUAAGAGCUUAGUUGGGAAAGAAGGAACACCUGCAUUUACACGAUUUCUAGAUUUUUUGAUUACAGGUGAAGGUGCGAAAUAUUUGAAAAUCAUGCGGGAGAAAGGGAUAAAUCUUUCGAAUGUAUCGAGUAUUCUAGGUAGAUCAGGAGCAGCUGCCCCUAAAGCUUUUGAAGAAUUAUUCAAUCUUUGGUUUGACAAAAACGGUAACAAAACGCGGUAUCUGACAAAUCUGGAGGAAAAAGGGGUGAAUAUGUCCAAUAUGUUCAGCAUGUUAAGUGGAGCAGGAGCAAACGCUCCAAAAGCAUUCAAAGAUUUGUAUGACUUAUGGUUCGACGCCGAAGGGAAUAGUACACAGUACCUAACAAGUCUUGAGGGAAAUGGUGUGAGUCUGGCUAACAUGUCCAGCAUUUUGAACGGAGCCAGAGCUAAUGCUCCCUCUGCUUUCAAAGACCUGCAUAGCAUGUGGUUUGAUGAGAACGGCAAAAAAACCAAAUACAUCAAAUCCCUCCAAAAAGCAGGAAUUAAUUUAUCGAAUUUAUCCAACAUUUUAAAUGGAGCCGGAGCAAGUGCCCCUGAAACUUUCAAAAAUCUCUAUCAUGAAUGGUUUGACGAUAGAGGUAACAAAACUUUCUGCUUAAAAACUCUCGAAAGAAACGGAAUAAGCCUUUCCAACAUUUCAAAUAUUUUGAAUGGAUCAGGUAGUAACUCUGUCGAGGCAUUCCAGAAUCUUUACGGCUGUUGGUUUUGCUCUACAGGCGAACAAACAAGUUAUCUGCAAAAUUUAAGAGAAAAAGGCAUUAGUCUACCUAUCAUAUCCAGCAUUUUGAGUAAAACAGGAACUAGAGCCUUUGAAACUUUUCAUGAUUUGUAUGACCUUUUCUUCGAUCGCGACCGAGAGAAAACGAAAUACUUAGUAAACCUCGAAAAGGAGGAAAUUAACCUGGCUAGCAUGUCGAGCAUCUUGAAUGGGGCGGGACUUAAAGCGCCCAAAACUUUCAAACAGUUGUACCAUAUUUGGUUUAAUAGCAAGGGGAACAAAUCACAAUACUUAGAAACUUUGCAAAAAGAAGGAGUUAACUUAACUAAUGUAUCCAGUAUCUUACACGGAGCAGGAUCAGAUGCACCGGAAGCUUUUCAAGCCUUAUAUAAUCUUUGGUUCGAUGGAGAAGGGAAUAAAACGCAGUACCUGAAAACUUUGGAGAAGGAAAAUAUUAGUUUGGCAAAUUUGUCAAGCAUCUUAGGCGCAUCUGGUGCCAAAGCUGACGUUGCUUUCAAAGAGUUGUAUGAUUUAUGGUUUGAUACUGAUGGUAACAAAACUCAAUAUUUGCAAAAUCUAGAAAAGGAAGGUAUUCAGGUAGUUAAUAUUUCUAGUAUUUUACAUGGAUCAGGAGUUAAUGCCUCCAAAGCAUUUAAGGAUGUUUGCGAUCUCUGGUUUGAUGAACAAGGAAACCAAACUUCAUACUUGAAAGUCUUAGAAAAAAACCAAAUAAAUUUGGCUAACAUCUCUAGUAUUCUUAAUGGUACAGGAUCUAGUGCUCCUAGGGUCUUCAAAGAUUUAUAUAACACUUUGUUCGACGCAAAUGGAAAUAAAAAACGAAUUUUGAAAAAUUUCAUGGAAGCAAAAGAAGAAAAAGAAGAAGUUUUCACUAUCCAUAACCUAUCCGGCAUUUUAGGCGAAGCAGGGACUAAUGCGAAACUCGCUAUUGAGAGAUUCCACAACCUCUGCUUCACAAGAAAUGACGAACCUUCUCCUGUGCUAAAGUCCUUUUAUACUGCAGGUUUCAAACCGAACAAUUUAUCCGCAAUUUUGUGUGGAGCAGGUAUUCGUGCUGACAAGCGUCUGCGGAAAUUGCACGAAAUGUGCUUUGAUACAGAAGGUAACAAAACGAGUCUUUUAAAUGAUUUCUUUGAUGCAGGUUUUAGACCAAGUGAUUUAUGUAGCUUGCUUAGUGGAGGGUCAAAUAAUCUUCGAGAGCUGCAUUCCUUCUGCUUCACGGGACGCUCGAAAGAACUUGUAGAGAAUAUUUGGAAGGCAGGCUUUACUCCUCAAAAUAUCUCAGGAAUUUUUCAUGGAGAAAAAGGAAACAUUUAUUUCGGGUUAUACGACUUUAAUAGUGUUUGUCUCACUGAGAAAGGUAAUAAAUAUACUACACUCUUAAAGGAUUUUUGUAUGACAGGUUUUAUGCCGAGUGAUUUGGCUAAUAUUCUGGCUAUGGCAGGAAAUAAUGCGGCAACCAUAUUAAAAAAUUUCCAUGAGCUCUGCUUUAAAAAGAAGUUUUUGAAUCAUUUUUUGAAUGAAGAGGAAGUUUUUACUCCGAAGAAUAUAUCAAGGAUGCUUCACAGAGCAGGAAUUAACAUUUGCUCAAUUUUUGAAAAAUUACAUGAGCUUUGUUUUGAUAGUGCAGGGAAUAGGACUAAAUAUUUGAAUAAACUUGUCAAAAAUCACAAGAAUGAGGUGUUUAGUCUCUUAUAUGAAAAAGUCAGAGGAGUUCCUUUCACCUGCUCUGAGGAACCAACUGAAUAAUAGGAAAAAUGGAAUAGAAGAAAUGAAUUUGUAGCGUAUCUUGUAUCUUAACCUUUCUAAAUUUUCUAAUCCUAACUACAACUUUCAAUAUUGUCAAAAGUACAAGUUAAGUCUCCAAUGAUUAUAAAUAAAAUUAGAGCCAAUAAUAAAGAUUAAAUUAAAU
Molecule: messenger RNA, 4600 nt
Organism: Hermetia illucens (black soldier fly)
Lineage: Eukaryota; Metazoa; Arthropoda; Insecta; Diptera; Stratiomyidae
Exons: 2
Coding region: 1801-4437 (878 amino acids)
Source: RefSeq, a predicted model, not a curated record